Messenger RNA from Hymenoscyphus albidus, 1463 nucleotides. Lineage: Eukaryota; Fungi; Ascomycota; Leotiomycetes; Helotiales; Helotiaceae. The record is from the annotation of a GenBank genome assembly.
AUGCACUCUCCUUCUAUUCAAGUCUUCGCAGCACUCGUUCUUGCAGUCACCAGUGUAGUAGCUGCCACUACACCUGCACCAACUGCCGCGCCCAGUCCCAGGGAAAUCGAAGAGGCGCUGAAGGAACGUGCAGUUGAGAAACGUGCCGACAAAUGCACUUUCUCAGGAGCUAAAGGCUACUCGCUUGCCAGCAAAUCCAAGGCCUCCUGCUCGACUAUCAUCCUCAAAUCUCUCAGUGUGCCAGCCGGAAAGACGCUUGACCUUACCAAACUUCCCGACAACACCGACGUUAUCUUCGAAGGUGAGACUUCCUUCGCUUAUCACGAGUGGGAAGGUCCAUUAUUUUCUGUCAGUGGCAAGGGUAUUACCGUCGCCGGUGCAUCUGGAGCUACUCUGAAUGGUAAUGGUCCAUAUUACUGGGAUGGCAAGGGUGGUAGUGGUGGCGUCACAAAGCCCAAGUUCUUCCAGGCUCACGAUUUGACGGACUCGCUUAUCGAACCAAUCACCAUUCUCAAACCACCAGUCUAAGUCUUCAGCAUCAAUGGUGUCAGCAAUCUUGUGGUCGCAUGUAUUACUGUUGACGCCUCUGCCCGAGAUGCGAAAGCAAAGAACACAGAUGCAUUUGACAUUGGGUCUUCCGAUGGUGUUACUAUUAGUAAGUCCUGGUCAAUCCAUGCAGAUAAAGAGUGCUUACUGACUGUCAUCAACAGAGGGUGCUAAAGUGUACAAUCAAGACGAUGUAUGACAAUAUUUCCUUGCCCCCCUUUUCUUACUCACUUGCCCUUGUAGCUGAGAGGGUGGUGAAUCUGCGCACCUCUCUACGCUGAUCCAACCCGGAAAAAACUUGAACUAAUCAUACAUUUCAGUGUGUUGCAGUAAAGUCCGGAUCUAACAUCCUUUUCACUGGUGGAUUGUGCUCUGGUGGACACGGUCUUUCCGUCGGCUCCGUUGGUGGCCGUAAAGACAACACCGUGGAAAAAGUCAGCUUCACAGACUCGACUGUUACCAAACCAGUACAAGGCAAGUAUUUCCAGAGUUCUGAAAGAUAUCACAAAAGCUAAUAUCACGCAGCUAUCCGCGUCAAGGCCAGAGCAGGGACCACCGGCGCUAUCAAGGCCGUAACAUACAGUGGCAUCACCAUGAGCUCCAUCUCCAAGUAAGCAAUUGCACCAUUACGUUGUUGUAGGCAUUUGCUAACUAUCAACAGGUACGGUAUUCUCAUCGAACAAAAUUACGAUGGCGGAGAUCUUCACGGAACUGCCACAUCAGAUCUUCCAAUCACUGGCCUGGUCCUCAAGAACAUUGAGGGAAGCGGAGCCGUAGCCAGCAAGGGUUAUAAUGUUGUGGUUACUUGCGGUAGCUCUUCUUCAUGCUCCAAAUGGAGCUGGUCUGGUGUGGCAAUUUCCGGAGGAAAGAAGUACGCUUCUUGUACAAAUGUUCCAUCAGUCACUUCUUGCUAUUAA